Messenger RNA from Erigeron canadensis, 2564 nucleotides. RefSeq names its product ABC transporter F family member 5-like. The transcript is spliced from 9 exons. Lineage: Eukaryota; Viridiplantae; Streptophyta; Magnoliopsida; Asterales; Asteraceae. Gene Ontology annotation, molecular function: ATP hydrolysis activity; ATP binding. The record is from RefSeq and is a predicted model, not a curated record. Bases 101 to 2197 code for a protein of 698 amino acids.
ACACCAUCUUCAUUUCACCUCUUCAAAAACAGGUCUUGGUUGCAGUCUCCAACAAAAAAAAAACGAAAAAACAAAGGAUUCUGCACCAACAACAAUAACAAUGGAUUUAACCACUAAACUUAACCACAUGGAACUUCACUCGACUUUCUUAACCACAACUGCUCCUCUCCUCCGUAAGCCCACUUGUUUCCGCCCCCGUUCACUUUCAACUAAAAUAUUCAACCAACAUAAUCAUCAUCAUCAUCAUCAUCCAGUCACUAAGUUAUCUGCUGUAGCUAUAGAUACACAAACCACUACUGCUAUUGCUAAUGAUGAUAUCGAGAGUCUUUUUUCAAAACAAGACGAUGAUGAUAUCGAUUAUAAAAGAAAAGGGGGGAACAAAAAUGGGGCUUCGAGUAUUUCCUCUGGUGUUAGAUUAGAAAACAUCAGUAAAUCUUACAAGGGUGUUACUGUUUUAAAAGAUGUCUCUUGGGAAGUUAAAAAAGGUGAAAAGGUUGGUCUAGUUGGUGUUAAUGGUGCUGGCAAAACAACCCAGUUAAGGAUUAUUUCGGGUCUUGAACAACCGGACUCGGGUAAUGUUGUAAAGGCCAAACCCAAUAUGAGGAUAUCGUUUUUGAGCCAAGAAUUCGAGGUUUCCCUGACUAGAACUGUUAAGGAGGAGUUCUUAGAUGCCUUUAAAGUGGAAAUGGAUAUUUCAAACAGGUUAGAUAACGUGCAGAAAGCUAUCGAAGCUUCUGUUGAUGAUUUGGAGUUGAUGGGGAGGCUUUUGGAUGAGUUUGAUUUGCUUCAAAGAAGGGCGCAGGCCGUUAAUUUGGAUAUUGUUGAUGUUAAGAUUAAUAAGUUGAUGCCUGAGCUUGGGUUUUCCCCGGAAGAUGCAGAUAGGCUUGUUGCCUCUUUUAGUGGCGGUUGGCAGAUGAGGAUGUCACUUGGGAAAAUAUUGCUUCAGGAUCCAGAUUUGUUACUACUGGAUGAACCUACUAAUCAUCUUGAUCUAGACACGAUCGAGUGGCUCGAAGGCUAUCUUAAUAAGCAAGAUGUUCCAAUGGUGAUCAUAUCUCAUGACAGAGCUUUUCUUGAUCAAUUAUGCACAAAAAUUGUGGAGACUGAUAUGGGUGUUUCUAGAACUUUCAUUGGAAACUAUUCGGACUACAUAAUUGGUAAGGCAUCAUGGAUUGAAGCUCAGUUUACUGCAUGGGAGAAGCAACAGAAAGAGAUUGAGCAUACAAGAGGCUUAAUUAGCAGGUUAAGUGCCGGGGCAAAUUCUGGACGUGCCUCUACUGCAGAGAAGAAGCUAGAAAAGCUCCAGGAAGUGGAACUAGUGGAUAAACCAUUUAUCCGGAAACAAAUGAAGAUUAGAUUUCCUGAACGUGGAAGAAGUGGAAGAGAAGUCUUGACGAUAAAAAAUCUUGAAUUUAGCUAUGAGGACAAGGUUCUCUUCAAAAAAGCUAACAUAUCAAUACAAAGGGGUGAGAAAAUUGCAAUAAUUGGGCCAAAUGGUUGUGGAAAGAGUACUCUUCUAAAGUUGAUCAUGGGCUUACAGAAACCAAACAAUGGGGAAGUAAUUCUUGGCGAACAUAACGUGCUACCAAACUACUUUGAGCAAAAUCAGGCCGAGGCUCUUGACUUGGAAAAAACGGUGCUUGAUACUGUCGCUGAAGUUGCAGAAGAUUGGAGAUUUGAUGAUAUAAAGGGACUUCUUGGACGUUGCAAUUUUAAGGCUGAUAUGCUAGACAGAAAGGUCUCUUUAUUGAGUGGUGGUGAAAAGGCGCGACUUGCAUUUUGUAAGUUUAUGGUUAAACCUUCCACAUUGUUGGUGCUGGAUGAGCCAACUAAUCACUUGGAUAUACCUUCAAAAGAAAUGCUUGAGGAAGCUAUUGCUGAAUAUGAAGGAACUGUCAUUACGGUAUCUCAUGAUCGAUACUUCAUAAGACAAAUAGUGAAUAGAGUUUUAGAAGUUAAAGAUGGAGACCUGGAAGAUUAUAAUGGCGAUUAUGAUUAUUAUCUUGAGAAGAACCUCGAGGCAAGAGAAAAGGCUCUUGAAAGAGAAGCCGAACUAGAGGAGAAGUCUCCUAAAGCUAAAGCAAAAUCCAAGAUGUCAAAGGCGGAAAGAGAAGCUCGCAAGAAGCAAAAAAUGCAAGCAUUCCAGCAGGCAAAACAGAAAUCUAAGGGGCUGAAAAACUCUAAAAGAUGGAAUUGAAGGAAGCACAAGAGGUGAAUGGUGAUAUCCAAGUUGUUUUGUACAUAUUUUACCCAAAAUAUAGAGAUAGAUUAUCAAUCUUAAGCUACUUUUAAGCAGAAAAAAAGGAUUAUCUGGCGAAAUUUAUGAGGCAAUGUGUUUUGUUUGCCGAUGAAACCUAUGCAGGCCGUGGACAUUUAUCUCAAAUUUAGUAAAAGAUGGAUGCUUCAUCUUUUUGGACCCGGGGAUGCUUGAUCUUAUUUCGAGUCUUAAUUCAUAUUUGGCAUUUAGUCUUAUUCGUCCUCAAUCUCUAGUACGAGACUUGUAAUAAUUUCAUUCUAUAUAUAUAUAUAAUCAAAGCAAAUGGAUAUGAUUUUUAUUGCGAUCA